CCUAUUGCAGACAGUGUACAGUGUUGUGGCCUAUGAGCGACAGGGAGGAAACUAGAGAGGACGACCGGAUCCUGCAAUCAGCGGGACGCCCGAUAGCCCACUUGGCAUUAGGACCAGAGGGCGACAGACACCUCUUCCGCCAGCAGAGGGAGAGACAGCAGCAGCAGCGGAGGGCUAGGGCCGCAGAGGCAAGCAGGGCAUUCGCGAGCGAGGCCGCUACCUCAGCAGCCAUGGCAUCUGCCACGCAGCAAAGCUCUCAAGCUAGUAAUUCAGGUUUUGUAGGGUCGACGGUCGCACAGACCAUGAGUCAGUCCACUAGCGUUAUGGCAAGCCAGCCGAUAGUUUUGACCCCCGAGGAGGUCGCCAUACAGCGAGCAGCUAUUCGCGAGGCACAGCUACAGCAGGCGUUAGGAGAGAUUAAGGCAGAGAAAGAGAAGAUGAUUAGAAGAAGAGCCAGGAUGCAGCGGAGACAAGCGGACGUCAAUGAGUUAGAGGGCAUGGAUCUGACGCACAUGGAUGCAGAUGUGAGGACGUUGCGGACAGUUCUGCUAGGUGUAGUAGAAAUGCAGGACCACCACACGGCCCUCCUUCAGGACAUCCAGCAGAGUCUGGCCCUGUUGGUCGGGCGAGUGCAGGCAGCUCCAUCGCCGUCCGCGCCUGGUGCCUGGCCCGUUGUACAGCCUCCACCUUUUGUCCCACCGAUGACUGGGGUAUCCCCAUAUGUCACUCCAGCAUCGACCCAAGCCGCUUCCCUAGGCAUGCCGUUGACAGGAGGGUUCUCAGCAGGUCCUAGUGUACAGGUUCCUGUACCGACAAUGUUUUCCCAACCUCCGUUGCAGGUUGUCGUAAGCGGGCAGCCUGUUGUCUCGCAGCCUGCACAGCCACAGGGUACACAGCCCCAGCAUCAGCUAGUGCAGCAGCCUGCGCCUCAAGGUCCACAGCCCGGAAUGGUGCAGGUACCAGGACAAACUCUGUGGGUUCCAAAGACUUCCAUCGCCUCUCCCAAACCUUUUUCGGGGGACAAGAGGGGUGAAGACCUUGACACAUGGUUGAGGCCUGGUGAAAGCCUGUCCAUGGAUUUCAUGGAUACGCUAGUCACCAGCAAGAGUGGCAUGAGGUACAUCUACGUCAUCGUGGAUAGAUUUACUGGAGACAAAACCAGGGGAGGUAGGAGUGGUGAAGACAGGGGUGGUAGAGUUGUCGGAAGGUGGGUAACAGACGGCGAUAAAACCAGGGGAAAUAUAGGCGGUGAAGACGGGGGGGAUGAAGUCAGGGGUGGUGAAGUGGCUGAAGCAGAGACAGGGGGGGCAAUCAUAGGUGAGACCCGAAGAGGGGACUCUGCAGGUGGUAAUGCAGGCAUGGUCAUGGAUGCCAUGGAGGAACGCACCAAGACCAAGGGCGACAAAGCAGCUGCGGUGGUCACGAAUGCCAUGGAGGAACACACCGAGACCAAGGGCGACACAACGGCUGCGGUGGCACCGGAUGCCAUGGAGGAACACACCGAGACCAAGGGCGACACAACAGCUGCGGGUCGAGUUGCUCCCGCGAAAUCAAUCGUAGAAGCAACCAAGGCCGAUGAGGAAGAGGCUGCUAACCGAAAAAGGGCAGCCAGGGUCACAAACGGCAUGGAAGGGGUUACUAAGACUGAUGAGGACGAAGGUGCGGUAGACGCAGGUAAUGGAGAAGAGGCUGUGAUAGGUGUGACAGCCGCCGAUAAUGAAGAAGGGGUUGUGACAGGCAUAGUCCGAGGACAGUGUGUGGAUACCCGAGAAAGCGGGUGAUGAAUAGACCAUUGAAGCAUGUUGCGGAACCAGUUGGAGAGGCGGGUCACGUGCGCAGGGUACCUGUGUUGACGUUUACGAAUAUAGGAAG
This is a messenger RNA of Chara braunii, 1872 nucleotides long. Lineage: Eukaryota; Viridiplantae; Streptophyta; Charophyceae; Charales; Characeae. The record is from the annotation of a GenBank genome assembly.